Molecule: messenger RNA, 600 nt
Organism: Cavenderia fasciculata
Lineage: Eukaryota; Evosea; Eumycetozoa; Acytosteliales; Cavenderiaceae
Exons: 2
Coding region: 1-600 (199 amino acids)
Source: RefSeq, a predicted model, not a curated record
AUGGGAUCAUCAUCAUCAAAAGGAGGAGGAGGAGGUCCACCAGCUGUAGUACCAGAAACACCAACAAUAGAAAAAGGAGGAGAACAUAAAGUAACAUUUAAUAAUACAACCAAAGAUGAUGGUAUCUAUGUAUUUAUACAUAUCGAUGUGAAUCUAUCACAAAUGAAACAAGCAAAUUUGAAUCUUUCACCUUCGAUUGCUGGAGCUUCGUUGGGAGCGGGCGUAGAGUUUGCUACAAAAGUCGAUACACAUGAUCAAGUAUUUAAACUCGAUGCAAACAAAUCAACCGAACGUUAUAUAGAUGGAGACUAUUGUUAUGUAUCUGUUGUUAAAAAGGUUGAUGAAAAUCAGUAUGCCGUCAUCAUAUCCAACAAUCGUAUGAAAAAGAAUGCAAAAAUCAAUAUUAAAGAUAAACACUUAAAAAUACAAAUUAAAUUGAUUGAUGGAACUGGUAAAAAUAUAAUCUCUACAAAUCAUAAUAAUAAUAAUCAAAAUAAUCAAAAUCAAAAUAGCUCAACAACAAAUACAACAAAUACAACAACCAUUUUAACAACAAAUAAUAUACCAGUAAAUAUAAUACCAUCUAUAACAACACCAUAA